Molecule: messenger RNA, 1713 nt
Organism: Phlebotomus argentipes
Lineage: Eukaryota; Metazoa; Arthropoda; Insecta; Diptera; Psychodidae
Product: arylsulfatase B-like
Exons: 3
Coding region: 4-1689 (561 amino acids)
Source: RefSeq, a predicted model, not a curated record
AGAAUGGAACAGUCAAGGAAGAUGUUUAAAUUAACUAAUGUUCUUGGAGUUUUUCUGUGGUUGCUUCUGCUCAGUGUACUGGGAAUUGUGUUGGGGAAGAAUGCGCAGAAUAAGCCUAAUAUUAUCUUAAUGAUGGCUGAUGAUCUUGGUUCACACGAUGUGAGUUUGAGAGGAAGCAAUCAGAUUCUGACGCCCAACAUCGACGCUUUGGGCUAUCAAGGCGUCAUCUUCAACAGACAUUACACAGCAGCACUUUGCUCACCCUCAAGAUCAGCACUGAUGACAGGAAAGUACUCAAUUCACACUGGAAUGCAGUAUUAUGUAAUUGCUGCAGACGAAGCCCGAAGCGUGCCUUUGAGUGAAAAGCUUCUUCCGCAGUACUUGAAAGAAGCUGGCUAUAAAACUCAUAUGGCUGGCAAAUGGCACUUGGGAAUGGCUAAGAAAGCUUUCACACCAACUCACAGAGGUUUUGACAGUCAUGUUGGAUACUUAGUGUCUCAAGUUGAUUACUUCGACUUCACCUUCUGGUUGAGCUUUACGGGAUACGAAAGAGGAUUUGACUUCAGAUACAAUGAAAGUGUUUAUCGCGAUAGAGUUGGUGAAUAUUUACCAGAUGUUUUGGCAGAUGAAGCUUCAAAGAUCAUUUACAAUCAUGAUCCUUCCCAAGGACCGCUUUUCCUCUAUUAUGCCCAAAUAGCUCCUCACGCGGGAAAUGAUGAUGAUCCUUUGCAAGCAAUUCCGGAAGAUUUAAUGAAAGUUGGCCAUAUUAAGGAUCCCAAGAGAAGAACUUACGCCGCAAUGGUGAAAGCUCUCGAUAGAUCAGUGGGAACGGUUGUCAAAGCUCUGAAGGAGAAAGGAAUGCUGGAGAACAGCAUCAUCGUGUUCUUUUCGGACAAUGGAGGCCCUACGGAAGGAUUUCUUUCUCUCCAAGCCUCAAACUAUCCUUUAAGAGGGCAAAAGGACGGUCCUUGGGAAGGAAGUCUCCGAGGAAUGGCUUUAGCAUGGAGUCCUCUUCUGCGGCAGAGACACCGAGUAUCUGACCAUUUAACUCACAUUACGGAUUGGUUGCCCACAUUUGCCCAGAUUGCUGGUGUAAAGUUUUAUAGGAAUUCAAGCCUAGAUGGUGACAAUAUUUGGGACACUUUGUCAUACAACAAACCUCCAAAUCGUCGAGAAAUGGUGCAUAAUAUUGACCCAAUUACCGGUUACAGUUCAAUUUACUUCAAUGGAUGGAAGUAUAUAAACGGGACGACAAAUAAUGGUGAAUUUGACAGUUGGCUAGGCGAUAUGCCCUUCGAGGACGAUCCUGAAGCCUUUCGCUAUCCUCAGAUUGUGAUGGAAAGUGAUGUUUGGCGCGCUCUCAAUCCAUUUGCCAGGAAACGAUUACAAGCCAGAGAUUUGGAGGGUUUAAGGAAGCAAACUAGGAUUGUUUGCCAGAAGAAAAUCUCACAAGCAAAGGACUGCAAUCCUCUUAAAGCUCCUUGUCUCUUCUACAUCCAGAAUGAUCCUUGUGAGGUCAAUAAUUUGGCUGAUCUUCAGCGUUCCCGAGUGAAAGUAAUGGAGGAGCGACUUCGGUACUUCCAGAAGACUUCUGUGCCCGCAAUCAAUCUUCCUCACGAUCCGGCUGCGAAUCCCGCCCUCAAUGGUGGCCUCAUGACGUGGUGGCUGGAGAAAGAGUGCUCCAAAUAAAAGCAGUACAAAAAACCCCAUUGA